ACGUUCACACAUGAAAAUCAACUCAGUCAAAAUUCAAACAUGUUUCUUAUUAUAGCCUGAGCUUUGAAUAUUCCACUUUUACCUCCAGGUGAAAUAUGUUAACAUAAUGUGCCCCGAGAAACUAAAUAGCUGGUAUGCUAAUUGUUUUUGAUCUAAAGAUAAGUCGUACACUGUGGACAUUGUUCAGUGAAGCGGAGCCAUGUUUUUGUCACAUGAAGCAGGUGGAGGUUCACUCUGCAUAUGAAUCAGGUUCCAGCUUUCGCUUCUGCAUUUCUUCUCCUUCUCACGCCGGAGGCAGAUGCUCUUACAAAUGACAUGCAAAUGCAUCAAGUCCUGUAGAAAAAAGGAGAAGCUGAAACCAUAAUUUAAAAAAUAAAAAACAACAAAAAGAACAGAAGCGAUCACGGAUCUGACUUCCUGAGGAAAAGUUUUAGGCCAAUAUUAGUUUCAGUUCAAGCAGUUUUGAACUCCACAAUGAGGAUAUAUUUUACAACUAUUGUCUGGUUGCUGACAGUCAGGGGAAGUUUACCUUUAGAAGUGAAGAAUAAUGGAGCGCCCCUCAACACCCCUUGCAAAAGUGCAUCAGUGGACCAAACAGCAUACACUGGAGAUUCUGUUUCCUUCACCUGCAAAUAUUCACAAGCCGAUAAAAACAGCAUCAGAAACUUCUGCAGACUCGACGGAAACAACGGCUGCGCGAAUAUAAUUUCAGCUCAGCUUUCAAACUACACAAAACUGGCAAAGAUUUCCCUCAGCGAUGAUAAGCAGCGAGGAUUGUACAAGGUGGACAUCUCCAUGGUGACUCAGCAGGAUUCGGGCAAAUACUGGUGUGCCUUGAAAAAAGAUGAUUUCAUCACUUGUUUGCAGGAAGUCGUCCUCCAUGUUCUGAACCCGGUUACAGUCCAGACCUAUCCAGAAAAGGGAGAGUCACCACUACCACCACUACUAGUGAAGAUUAGGUCCAACAGGGAUUCUGGUUGUGAUUCUGACUCUGGUUGUGACGAUGAAAAAGUAACCCAAGGAUCAAAAACAGGAAUGAUUGCUGGUAUUGUCUGUGGUGUUGUGAUCGUGGUGGUGCUUGCGAUUGUCUUAAUACUGUGCAGACGGAAACUCUGCAACAGACAAGGGGAAACAUCAGAACAGAAGAUAAACACAAUACAAAGUGCAGAGAGAAACGAUAGAGAUCACCAAUAUGAAGAGAUACAGAUGCAGAACAAACAAGCAAACACAGUCUGCACUCUGUAUUCUACAGUGAACCCACCUGCAGACCAGCUGCACUACGCCAGCGUCAAUAUCCAGGGCGGAGAUCCCACCACUGGUAGUGAUCAAAAUGCCUCUGCACAUCCUCCAGCAGAGACCACUCUCUACUCUACCGUCACAAAGCCUGGAGAAUAGAGCAGCCAAACUUCCUGCGUGUCUUUUCUGAAACAUGUUGAAGAGAAUUUGACCUUUUUCUUGGUACUUAACAGUGGCGUCUACAAGGAGGGGGGGGCAGAGAGAUGGACCACUGAGAAAUGCUGGCCACCACAGUGGUGCCCCCGAGAAAUUUAUUUCAUGUCAUAUCUUCUUCAGUGAAGACAUAAAUGUAAACAGGCAAAGUAAAUAAAUAAAUGAAAUUCUAUAUUUUUUGUAGCUGUGACGCCCUAAAAUCGGCACCCUAUGAGCAUGUUCAGGGGCGCCACUGAGAUACAGAGAAAGGGCGGUUCAAACCGCUGCAGGGAUUUUAAAGAAGGAAUGUCUCGCGUCAGGAAACCUUUUGAUUUCUUUUACUCCAAACCCAAUAGAGAAGCUGCCAGGAGCAUCAGCUGCAGCCACCAGCAAGGGGCGGAGAAUCGAGAGGAGGGCGAAUCCUUAACUCUGUCCAGCUGAACCUGAAACCUAUUGUGUUACUGCAGCCUGAGAUGUUAGUGAACUAUGGGAAAUGUAGGCUGCCACUGGAAUGGACGUGCUGAUUCUUUGUUUUGUUUGCUUGUGAAUAAGUGGAACUCUGCAGCUGUGGAGUCAGAACUGUAUUUGGAGUUUUUAUUUUACUAAUUUCAUGCAUUAAUGUCUAUUCUUUGGCUUUUUUUGUCUUGAUUUUAGAUAUCUUGUUUGACUUUGAUCAAAUAUUGUAUCAGUAUUAAAAGCUAACUUUCCUUCAGAAA
Xiphophorus couchianus (Monterrey platyfish) is the source of this 2144-nucleotide messenger RNA. Its product is annotated as CMRF35-like molecule 8. The record is from RefSeq and is a predicted model, not a curated record. The coding region runs from base 475 to 1395 and encodes 306 amino acids. Gene Ontology annotation, molecular function: transmembrane signaling receptor activity. Gene Ontology annotation, cellular component: plasma membrane. The transcript is spliced from 8 exons. Lineage: Eukaryota; Metazoa; Chordata; Actinopteri; Cyprinodontiformes; Poeciliidae.